AUGAUCUUAAAGGAUUCAAAACUAAGGAGAGAUCACUCUUCAAACAAAUGCUUGUACUUAAAAUCUUUAGGAAUGUUAAUGCAAAUUUAGGAACUAAGAAAGUCGUAAGAAAUCACAAAUUGCCUUAAAAUAGCUGAUAAAAUUCUUGAGAAGCAUCCUGAUCAUACUUUUACUAUCUCUUAAAAAGCAAUAAAUUUGUCUACUGCAAAUAGAUCAGAUGAAGCUUAUAAACUCAUUAAUCAGCAUUUGAUGAAAAAUCUUGCAGAUCCUCAUUUAUGGAAUCUAGAUGAAGCUAGAAAAGCAUAUCUUCGAGCAAGACAGUACUUUCCAGUUGAUGAAGAUGGACUUAAAGGGUGCACUGAAGAGUUAUCUAAUCUGUACUUACUCUAAAAGAAUUACAAUAGCUACAUUGAUAUUAGAAAGGAGAAUCGACAAUACAGUGAAGCAUUAGGAGUAUUGCAAUCUUUGGAAAGAAAUCUCAAAGGGACUAAAGAAAAAAUAAAGCCACAUCACACCUCAGAGAUGACAUUGUUUGAAGCCCAAAUUCUUGAAGACAAUGAGCAAUUAUAAACAGCAAUUAAACUUUUAAAUAUGCCUGGCAGAGUAAUUGAUCAAGUAAAAUUAUUGGAAAUUAACCCAGCAAAUUUAAGAUAUUUAUUGGAUCUACUUUAGCUAUAUGGAUUUCAGGGAAUUUCAUUUGAUUCAAGUUUUACUCAAGAGUAAUAGGAUAAGAUAAUUGAACUAGUUGAGAAAUAUGGAAAAUCAAGCAACAAACAUUUGAUAUUACUUAAAGCAACAACAGGUCAAAAUUUUGAGAAUAGCUUCAAAAAUUAUGCUGAUUAUUUGCUUAAUAAAAAUUCUCCAGCAUUUCUGAAUUAGCUUAAAGGAUUGUACAACAGUAAAACUAAUCACCAAGAAAAGACUACUGCUAUUUCAAACUAACUUAAUUCAAGAUUAGCUGAUGCCACAGAAGAACAAUAACAAUGGAUUCAUGCCUAUUUAGCAUAACAUUACGCUUAUCUUGAUAAUGUUGAAAACUCAAAUAAAAGUGCAAAUGAGGCCUUAAAGCAUGAGAGAGAUGAUGCUGAUUUAUACUUUGUAAUUUCGAAAGCAUUUGGUCUUUUGAAGAAUAUAGAAAUGCAGCGAUAAUUAGCUGAGAAAGCUAGAAACCUAGAUAAAUCAGAUAGAUAUUUCAGCACUUAUUCAACUAAGUGCUAACUGAGAUUAGGAAAUAUUGAUGAAGCUUAUGAAAUUAUGAUUCCAUUCAGCAAAAACACUUACACUGGAGAAUUCAAUUCAUUUUAGUUGGAGUCACUAUGGUAUGAGAUCGAACUUGGAAAUGCAUAUCUAAAGAAGCAAAAUUAUGUCAUGGCGUUGAAAAUAUUUAACUAUGUAAUCAAGCACUUCAACAAAUAUGAUACUGAUUUAGCUGCUGUCUACUAAUACAACUUCGGAUACUUUAACUUAAUAACUUUCUUGCAAGUUGUUGAAUAAUUUAAUUUGUUAUGGAAGAAUAAGUAUGCAGUGAAGGCUGCGAAGGGUAUAUUGUCAUGUCUAUAAUAAUUACAAGCCACUAAACAAUAAGAAAUUGAAAGAGUAGGAUAAUUAGAUAUAGAAUUUAAAAACUCUAAUGAUUAUAAGAAAUUGAAGAUUGAGGAGAAAAAAAAGAAUGAAGAUGACCAAUUUGAUUUUGACACUGAUAUUCAUGGCUAUACGCUCUAUGUCAAAUUUUUGAAAGGAGAACAUGCUUAAUUCAAGGAAUUUUUGGAAAAAGUUACUCAGUAAAAUUUAGAUGAUAAUGAAUUGCAAAAUCUUUGUUAAUUGCAUGCAGAAACAAACCAGGUGUCUAAACUUUAGGUCAGUAAUUGA
Stylonychia lemnae is the source of this 1869-nucleotide messenger RNA. The record is from the annotation of a GenBank genome assembly. NCBI's taxonomy places the organism in Eukaryota, Ciliophora, Spirotrichea, Sporadotrichida, Oxytrichidae.